CACGCGCUUUCCUCUUUCCUCAAUCCACCAAUCUCACCCUCUCCCGCACUCACCUGACGCGCUAUUCCCCACUUCUCCUUCGCAGCCUUUAAACCCGCUCCUUCCGCCCUCUUCUUCCCCUCUCACUCUCACCUCUCUCAGCUAUCCAUGGCAGCCCUCAUCCUCUUCGCUCUCCUCUUUCUCUGCGGCCUCCUCAACUCAAUCUUCUUUCCCUCCUCCAAACUCCUCCCAUGGCUCCGCUCCCUUCUUCUUCUCUCCUCCAUCUCCCCUCCCAAAUCCAAACCCAAGCCCCCCAACCCAGAUCUCAAGAACGAGCACCAAGAUAGCAGAUCUGAAUCCCUACCCGAUUCUUCAGAUCUCAGGACACUUUUCGCGACCUUCGACUCCAACAGCGAUGGCUUCAUCUCCGCCGCCGAGCUCAGCCAUUCACUCCGUCGGCUAGGGCUUCACACCACCGGCGAUGAUCUGACGAACAUGAUGGAAAGGAUGGAUUCCAAUGGCGACGGCCUCAUCGACUUAAACGAGUUCGGCGAGCUCUGCAACUCCCUCAGAUCUGAACCUGCGGCCGAAGAAGAGGACGAUGGGGAGCUCAGAAAAGCGUUCGAUGUGUUCGACGGGAACGGUAAUGGCCUGAUCACGGCGGAGGAGCUCAGCCUGGUUCUGAAAUCGCUUGGACUCCAGGAAGGACAUCGAGCCGAAGCCUGCCGUGCUAUGAUCAGUAAGAUUGAUUUGGAUGGAGAUGGGAUGGUUAAUUUUGAUGAGUUUAAGAAGAUGAUGGCCGGUAAUGUUGGAGGAUUGCUCUUCUGACCUUCUUCGUCUUCUUCCUUCCGGUAUUUUUUUCUGAAUCUUUUUUAGUUUC
Messenger RNA from Phalaenopsis equestris, 859 nucleotides. RefSeq names its product calmodulin-like protein 7. The transcript has a single exon. The coding region runs from base 148 to 807 and encodes 219 amino acids. The record is from RefSeq and is a predicted model, not a curated record. Lineage: Eukaryota; Viridiplantae; Streptophyta; Magnoliopsida; Asparagales; Orchidaceae. Gene Ontology annotation, molecular function: calcium ion binding.